Corythoichthys intestinalis (scribbled pipefish) is the source of this 1282-nucleotide messenger RNA. RefSeq names its product transmembrane protein 100. Lineage: Eukaryota; Metazoa; Chordata; Actinopteri; Syngnathiformes; Syngnathidae. Gene Ontology annotation, biological process: cellular response to BMP stimulus. Gene Ontology annotation, cellular component: plasma membrane. The coding region runs from base 143 to 493 and encodes 116 amino acids. The record is from RefSeq and is a predicted model, not a curated record. The transcript has a single exon.
UCAGAGUCACUGUGCGGAGAGACGCUCACAAAGGGAGGAGGAGAACCGGAGUGUUGUUUUAGAGCCAACUUCAUCAGAAAGCUUCACCCGCUCCGGUUCUGUUGCGCUGUUUGGAGUUCAUUGACCGGUUCCAGCAAGGAGGAUGGGGUGCACCGCAGGGCCCCUCGCUUGUCAGCCGCAAGAGGGCCAGUCCACGCAAGUCCCGGAGGUACUCUCCUCCUUGGAACGUCUCUCCCAAGCCACCGGGGGCAUGGAGAAGUCUUGGUACCGCUGCAUCUUCCCCUUCGGAAUCAUCUCCCUGGUGAUCGGGGCGGCGGGGACGGGGGUUACCUACACCUACGACGACCUGCCCCAGACCAAGGUGGUGUCUCUGGUGCUGCUGGUCUCUGGGUUGUUGCUCCUGCUGACCGCCAUCGCCUGCUGGACGGUCCACAAGAAGAGGAGAAAAAAGAAAGAGGGUGGCUCCUUCAUCUCAGAGCAAUGUCCGCUGUGAUGUGAAGCCCGUGCAAGAACCGGGGGGCGGUCUUGUCGGAACUUAACACACCCAGGUCGGGGAGUUGUCCCGAGAAGCUGUCGCGCGCGCCGUAUUCCCUCAAGUCGAUGACGGAUGUACAGAAACUUCGUAUCUGUUUAGUCUGGACCAUUUUGGACUGGCAGAGAGAGAUCUCACAUGCUCUUUUAUCGUCAGACGGCAGGUGUCCGGUGUCAAAACAGCCUCCAAGGAGACACGGCAAACACCAACGCUGCAGAAGCAACGGCGCUGGCGUCAGCGGCCGCGUCAGUCCCGGCAUUCCGAACGGGACAGGUGACUCUCCGAUAGGGCGGGAGCGGGGCAACCCGAUACGCCGGCGCGCCCGCGUCAGCGGACAGCGUCACUCCCUCGUCCUGUGACACCGCAGCAAUGUGUCGGGGGGGCUUUUUUUACGCAACGGGAGAAUGGAACUUGAGUCCGCCAGGAUCCCCGCGCUAUCCGGGAGAUUGACACUGUAGAUGAUAGGAGCCAUCCGAAUAAAAAAGACUAUUUGCCCUCGAGUGGGUCUUUUACGCCACGUGAAGGACACGCGCCAGAGCCGGGACCCUCACCCAGACUGCUCUGGCUCGGCUAGUGGCCCCUCCCACCUGGUGCCUUGACCGAGCCCACAUGGAAAAAGGCUCAGUCCCGUUCGUAUGUUUCCAUAUGAACUCUUGCCCCCUGCGGCCCACUUACCCUUGCGCUUACUCUCUUAUCCUCAAGCAGCCCGUUUGUACAGUGUAUAACAUAAGUGAGUACACCCCUUGCAUU